Acinonyx jubatus (cheetah) is the source of this 5693-nucleotide messenger RNA. RefSeq names its product F-box protein 47 (gene FBXO47). Gene Ontology annotation, molecular function: protein binding. The record is from RefSeq and is a predicted model, not a curated record. The transcript has 11 exons. The coding region runs from base 288 to 1646 and encodes 452 amino acids. NCBI's taxonomy places the organism in Eukaryota, Metazoa, Chordata, Mammalia, Carnivora, Felidae.
UGCUAUUCGUGAGGGGGCGGGGCUUCCUUCCCGCUGGGGCUCCUGGGAGGAUUCUAAAACAUUCUUGAGGCGACAGGGGCGCCUGGGAGGCGGGAACGCAACUCGGGAGCCGACCGGAGCUGAACCGGCCGUCUACCCGGCGGGAAAACCUUGAGGAGAUACUUUCUUUUUUAAACAUUAAGAAAUUUGAGGAUGGUGGGGCAGACCAACUAAAUCCCAUUUGCCUGUGAUUCCUUAGCCGGAAAACUGUCAAAAUCUGUGGAUCAAUUCAUGAGAUAAGAAAGAGGAUGGCAUCUAGAAUAAAUACCAGUUUCACUUUGAUUCCCAACCAGAAAUAUAGACGUAGUAAUCGUCGAUCCAACAGCUAUUUUUCCGAUACCCUUGGCUCAGAAUCUCAGCCCUUAUCAACGCUUGGAAAUUUUAAAGCCUUGCCAUUGGAAAUAUUCCAGAUAAUCUUAAGAUAUUUGUCAGUGAAGGAUAUCAGCAUGCUAAGCAUGGUGUCCAAAACAGUCAGCCAGCACAUUAUUAAUUAUAUCUCAACCUCAUCAGGAAGCAAAAGACUUUUACUACAGGAUUUUCAUAACCUUGAGCUGCCUAGCAAGAGACAAGACUCUGCCAUACUGGAACAUUACAGAUCUCUAGGUCUGCUAUUUAAAAGAUGUACAUUGCUGCUACCCACAAGGGAAAGACUAAAGUACAUUCACAGGAUACUGGCAGAAGUUUCCUGUUUUAAAUUCAAUGGCUGUGCAGCCCCUAUCCAAUGCUUAGGAUUACCAUGUUAUGGCAUGUUUUUGCAGACCUUAACAGCAGGUUGGGAUGAACUCGAGUGCCAUCGUGUGUAUAACUUCUUGUGUGAGCUGACUGAUCUCUCCCGUAAGAUGCAGACCGUUGUCUGCAGCAAACCAGGAAGUGCUCGAAAACUAGAGUUAAGGAUCAGACUAUUCUGUAGGAGCGUCCUGCUUGAUCACUGGAUACAUCAAAGUGAUUCUGCUUUUUGGUUGACGCGUAUAUUAAAACCAUGGCCAAUGGUGAAUCAGGCAAGAUUAUUGUAUAUCAUCUUUGGACCAAUAUCUCCUCAAGAUGGACAGGUGGUUUGGCAGAAAAUGAUAGAAGAACCUACAGAUGAAUCCAGUCUGAAAGGUUUGGCUGAUGCCAUUAAAUUACUAUAUGACACAGGCACGAAAGAAUGGACAGCAGAUGAUGUUAUCAGUCUUAUAGAUGAACUAUCAGUGGUUCCCCGUGAAUGGCUUCUAGAGAAUAAUGCACGUCUCCUAAUCCUAAGUGGGAACAACAUCUGUUUCACUUUCAUGGCUAGUAAAGCUGUGAAUGGACGGGCCAUUGAAUUGGCAAAGCUGAUAGUCUUUUUGGCUUUGGUGUGUGAGAAAGAACUAUACUGCAUGGAUUGGGCGGUUAAAAUGAUGCAAAAAGUCUGUAAAGUCUUUAGCACUCCGGUGGAAAGAAAUAACUUCCUGCAGAGUGUGGCAAAUGCAUUUGCUUGUGUUAUAAUGGAAAUGCUGCAGUCAGUUAUGUCCGGAGACCGUGAUGAAGAUGACAGAAGCUUUUUGAAUCUGUUCCAUCUUGUGCAUGCUCAGGCUAACUUCCAUAAGGAGGUCUUGUAUUUGACCAUGAAUCCUCUUUCUACCUAACUACUCAGAAAGCCUUGCAUUUAGAGAAUACCUCACUGAACUAACAAUUAGAAGAGUGCUACUUUUCCACACUCAGAGAACAGCAUCCAUGGGACUUUUUAUCACCUAAGAACUCAAAAACCAUAGAACUUUAGAGGCAACUACUUACACCAUUAUUAAUAUAAAAAUUACAGACAACCCCAAGAAUGUAUUGAGAUUUCUCUGGAAAACAAGCUGUGCCUCCAGAUUUUGAUAAACCUAACACCCAACUAAAUAGAGCAUUAGUAUCCAAGAAUCUGGGGCCAACCUGUAUGUGUGGAUGUUUGAAGCAAGGGAAAAUUCUGUUUUAUAGGUAGAGAUGACUCAAAUUCACUAAAUGGCUUGUAUCUGUUCACUUUGCUUAGACUGUGUAGACAUAACCUAAAAUGUUUUGUGAAGAUUUGUAAUACGAUAUUUUGGAAUGUAUAGAUAUAAAUCACAUUUUUACUACCUUUUGGCAUAUGAUUACAAAAAACAUAUAUUUUGUUCAUGUUUUGCAUGAGCUAACAGAUCAAAAACCAAAGGAAGUGUGUGUAUACAUACACAUGCAUAUAUAUGUAUGUCUGUGUAUAUAUAUAUAUAUAUAUAUAUAUAUAUAUAUAUAUACUUCCUUCUUUAAGACAAAAAUCUAUAAAUAGAGGAAAGUCUAUAGUCUUUUUUUUGAAUAAUUAUUUAUUUUUGAGAGAGAGACAGAGCACAAGUGGGGGAGGGGCAGAGAGAGAGGGAGACACAGAAUCUGAUUCAGGCCUCAGGCUCUGAGCUGUCAGCCCAGAGUCCAACAUGGGGCUCCCAUGAACCAUGAGAUCAUGGCCUAAGUGGAAGUCAGACGCUCAACCGACUGAGCCACCCAGGCACCCCAAUUAAAUCAUCUUUUAUUCCUUCCUAGAGAUUAGAGUGAAAUGUUGCAAGUAAGGGAGAAUAUAAAAUGAAAGAAAGUACUUAUUCUACUGCCAGAACAAUCUUCACAAGUAAUUUGCACUUCUUCCUAAAGCUUUCCUCCCAAAGAGUGGGACUUGAAGGAAAGUGGAAGCACACAUGGGUAGAGCAACCCUGGAGAGAGUGAGGUUUUCAUUCAAGUAAAUGGUUUCCAAGAGGCUCCAGGACUAUUUAUUUCACUCUAACUGGCAUCUACCACCACUCUUACUAUUAAAAUAGAAACUAAUAGUGUCUCACAGGGGUGAAAUCAUGCUGGAGCCUUCCCGGACCUCCCAUUUUCUUCUCUUUGGGUUUGAUCAUUUUAUUUCUGCUAAAGAUACACCCCCUCCCCCUGGAAAGGAUGCUGGCUUAGUUUCUCGAAGCUCUUGACGUAACUCACCUCUGCAGCUGAUGAAGGAAAGGAACACUAGAAAAUAUAGAAAUUACCCAUGUAAGUGGGAUGUAAAUUGUGAGAAAUUCUCAAGUGUUUGGCAAGAGGGACUCAGAGAUUUAAUAGGAUUGAGGAAGAGUGAAAUUUUUGGAGAAAGCGUAAAUUGUGAUAACAAGAUUUUACUAUAGUUCAGUAGCAAAAGCACUUUCCUUCAUUUCUGGAAUGUCAGAAAUUAACUAUCUUUCUCUGAUGGAUGGUCCAACUAUAUUUCUGUUGGUGGCCGGAAUUUUUUCUCCAGAGUUUAGCAUUUGCAUAUUCAUGCAGAAACAAAGUUCUUGCUUUUAUCCUGGUUUCAAUUUCCUCCUCUCAUUUUAAGAAUUCACCCAGGGGCACCUGGGUGGCUCACUCAUUUGAGUGUCUGACUUCAGAUCGGGUCAUGAUCUCGCAUUUCAUGGGUCUGAGCCCCACAUCAGGUUCUCUGCUGUCAGUGCUGAGCAUGCUUCGGAUCCUCUGUCCCCAUCACUCUCUGCCUCUCCCUCGCUCUCUCUCUCUCUCUUUCAAAAAUAAAUAAACAUUAAAUUAAAAACAAAAUUCACCCACAAUUAAAUUAGAAAGAUUAAAAGUUGGCAGAUACCAGAGUACAAAAUAAUACCUUGAUUUUAGCCUUUUCUUCUCCCUCUCUCACUCUUUUUCCUAUACACGCUUUGGAAAACCUAAUCCAUUUAUUUAUGAAAACACUGGUGAUUCCAAGUUGCCAAUAUACCUAUUAGAUUAUUUGGGGAGAAAAAAGGAAAAUGGGGGGAAAGUAAAAUUUUAAAAUAAACAGUGAAUAUCUUUAGUAUUUUACUAAAUAGAUGUUAAGUUUCAUUCUCUUACAGAAAGAAAUUUGGCAUUGUGAAGUUUUCUUGAAUUCCUUGAAUUAUCCCAGUCUCCACACCAGUUAUUUUCAGCACGUUUACCAAAGAAGCAUGGUUUAACUUAAAACAUUUUAAAAAAUUUAUUUAAGUAUGCUCCACACCUAAUGUGGGGCUUGAACUCACAACCCUGAGAUCAAGAACCGCAGGCUCUACCUGCAGGCACUGAGCAGGUCAGGUGCCCCUUAACUUAAAACAUUUUUGGAGCCAAUUUUCAAUCUCAUUAUACACUUGAACAGACUUGACUGUUGCUAUACAAUGUUUUAAAAACAUCAUUGUAUUAUCCCGGAUAAUUGUGAGACUAUUAUCUCAUCCACCCCCAAAAUUUGGAACAUAAAGAAGUCUGAUUCAUUCUUUAGGUACAGUAGAUACAUGAAAAGAAAGUGAAAAGAAAAAGCUUACCAAUAAAAAGUAAACUGACAAGUUCUUCAUUCAGUUAUUAAUAGAUAAGAAUAACAUUGAAACUAAACUUGCAAUUUCCUCAAUUCAGCAGCCCAGUUUUUUGCCAGAUACAUCUGUCAUCAGGAAUGAAGUGUGAUAUCAGAUGUUAAGGUGGGAGAUUAACUUGCAAAAGCAUGUAUUAUUAUCACUGGUAUUGAUGUUUAAGUGACGAUGUAGACAUUCAUAGUGCUACCGAAAAGGAGCUCUUGCAAAAUGAAUGGCCUAACCAUAACCAGGAGACUGGCCACUGCUAACUUGAGAACAGUUAUAACAACGUGAGCUGCUAACAGGUCAGAUCAUUUAUCCCAUAUCUUUUUCUAAGUUAGAAGAUUGACCUGGUCUUCUAACUCUUUUUUACCUUUUAAUAGUGAUUCCCUCAGUCUCCUUUGACUUUCAUUUGAUGCUGAGUUUUACUUCUACUAGAAGGCAAACCCAAUGACACAUCAUUAUAUUUAUCUUUACCAUUGUUUCUAAACACACACACAACCCCAUACUGACAAACUAAGGACACUUCUUUUCCUGGAAACUCAUUUAAAGCUUUUAUCUUGUGAGAUAAAUAGACUGUACCUUAAGAGAUCAGGGAACAUCUAUCUAACCUUAACACUUUUUUUUUUUUUUAAUAAUCGUGUCUCAUGCUCUUUGGACCCCUUAACUUCUUUAUCAUAUUCACAAAGCAGGCAGUAAAUUACUAAAUUUGGGCAGCAGUUCAAUCAUUCAAGAAGUUCAGGUGGUUGCCUGUCAGGCUGUUCUCCAUAGCAUGAACAAUAGACACCUUAUUUCACACUUUUCCCAUCUUCUGUUGACUUAGUUCUUGCUUCCAGUUCUUCUGUUAUCACAAAGAUUUUUAUUGCCAGGAUAAUCAUUCACCUCAAAUGGAGAUCAGAGCAAGCAUGAGGUUUACAGGAAAAGAUGCAACUGGAAGAACCAUCUUAUGUCAAUAAAAAACAAACCUUAACCUCUUUGUGUGUUUGUCCCUCAAGAGUUAGCCUCUUUAAGUGAAUAGUAUCCAAUUAUACGAUUACAGAUUUCUUUGUCAUUAAGUAUUGUGAAGGGUAAAAACAUAAAACUGUUACGCUCUUUGGUUGCUGGACACCUUACUAGAGAUGUCACUUCUUUCAAUUCCACUGGCAGGUGGCAGUGAAACCUGUAAGAAAUCAGGUUAUGGACAUAUGUUUCUUCGUUGAUUGAAACGUCGCUAAGAUAGGAAAAAUGACCUGAAAAACUAUUGGAUAGUCUUCUCUAGGUUAAAAAAAAAAAAGUGCCAAAGUACUAAGGACACAUUUGAUUUUCAUCAAGAAAGCAAAUACAAUUUCAGAAACUUCCUUAAGUAACCAGAGAUGUAAAAAAAGGCUUAGUGUAGCCCUUGAA